Molecule: messenger RNA, 3106 nt
Organism: Amphibalanus amphitrite
Lineage: Eukaryota; Metazoa; Arthropoda; Thecostraca; Balanomorpha; Balanidae
Product: putative fatty acyl-CoA reductase CG5065
Exons: 10
Coding region: 256-1794 (512 amino acids)
Biological process (GO): long-chain fatty-acyl-CoA metabolic process
Cellular component (GO): peroxisome
Molecular function (GO): alcohol-forming very long-chain fatty acyl-CoA reductase (NADP+) activity
Source: RefSeq, a predicted model, not a curated record
AUUCAAAGAUACUCGCGACCGGCUCGAACGAGAGUUGGCGUUGCAGGUAUGACGAGAAUGGAUGGUGUCGCCUGACCUUGGCCGAGCGGCGUCAGUCAGCGGCUGGCCGCCAGUGGGGAAGGUUGUGCGCCCGGGCGCGCUCUCGCUGUACGCCACAGGUCACCGUCAGCUCGCGCGCUCCGGCAGCCUGCAGUGUCUGUCCAGUCGGUCGGGCCGCUCACAGCGCCAGCGGCCGCUCAGUCAGCCCAGCCAGCCAUGGGGUCCGUGGCCGAGUUCUACCGCGGUAAAGCGGUACUCAUUACCGGUGGCACAGGAUUCAUGGGAAAGGUGCUGCUAGAAAAACUCUUGCGUUCUUGCCCGGGUGUGACCAAACUAUAUGUUAUACUGCGACCGAAGAGGAACAAAAGCGUCAAUGAACGCCGGGACAUGCUGCUCAAAACUCAGAUUUUCGAUUACCUGAAGAAGACCGACCCGGCGCAACUGGAUAAGGUGGUGGCCAUUCCGGGCGACGUCAUGCAGCCCGGCCUGGGCAUCUCAUCGGCCGACCGGCAAACGCUCGAGGAUGAGGUCAGCAUUGUGUUCCACUCAGCAGCAACAGUCAAAUUCGACGAAGUCCUCAAAGUUUCAGUUACCAUGAACGUCAAAGGCACACAGUCAUUGCUACAUUUGGCGAAACGGAUGCGAAAUCUUGAGGCCUUCAUCCACGUGUCGACAGCGUACUGCAACUGUGACCGGGAGGUGAUUGACGAGGUGGUCUACCCCAGUCCGGCCGACCCCAAAAAGGUCAUGGAGAUGGUCGAGUGGCUCGACGACGACGUGCUCGCCGACAUCACGCCCAAGUUGCUGGGUAACCGGCCAAACACGUACACAUACACCAAGGCGCUGGCCGAGAGCCUGAUCGUCUCCGAGUGCGAGGACAUGCCGGUGGCCAUUGUGCGGCCUUCCAUAGUGACCUGCGCCUGGAAGGAGCCGCUGCCGGGCUGGGUAGACAACUUCAACGGGCCGACGGGCAUGAUCGCCGGCGCCGGCAAGGGCCUGAUGCGCACACUGCUCUGCCACGAGGACCUGGUGGCCGACGUGGUGCCCGUGGACGUGCCCAUCAACCUGAUGAUCACGGCUGCCUGGUACACGGCCGUCAGAAGCCCGCGGCACCCGACCGUGUACAACUGCGCGUCCGGCAGCAUCCGGCCGAUCCGGUGGCGCGAGGUACGCGUCUGGGGCGAGCUCGAGCUGCGCGAGAACCCCAUGUGCAACGUGCUCUGGUACCCGGGUGGCAGCUUCACCAGCUCGCCGCUGGCCAACAAGUUCUGGGUGGUGGUGUGCCACUUCAUCCCGGCCUACAUCCUCGACGCCGUCAUCAUGCUCUGCGGACACAAGCCACUGCUGGUGCGCAUCCACAAGCGGAUGCUGAAGGCGUCCAACUGCCUGACCUACUUCACCACGCACCAGUGGACGUUCAAGUCGAACAACGUGCUGUCUCUUCUGGGCGAGAUGUCCGAGCACGACCGGCAGGAGUUCCACUUCGACAUGAAGGAUCUCGACUGGCGGAAGUACCUGGCCAUCUAUUGCAUCGGCGUGCGCCGCUUCAUCCUGAAGGAGGACGAUGACAUGGAGAAAUCGCGCCGCCACCUGCGCAGGAUGUACUACGUGCAGGAGGCGUGUCGUCUGCUGUUCUUCCUGCUGACGUGGCGGACGCUGCUGAACCGCUCGGAGACGGCCCGCGCCCUCUGGUCGUCGCUGCUGACGCUGCUGCGCAGCAUGAUGCCGGCCGUGCUGGCGCCGCUCACCAGCUAGCUCGCUGGCCCCGUGCAGCGGCGCGGCCGCCCGGCUGCCCGUCCGGCCGGCGCGCAGUGGACCCUCGUCACCGCCUCCAUCGCCCGUCUCUCGGCCGCCGACAGUCGCCGAGCGCGAGUCCAAAUCCCGACACACGUCCGCUGAACCGCACACAGCCAGAGACAGAUCGCCAUACCGCUGCUGGCUGCGCCGGAGGGCAUGCGUGCACUAGUCCAAGGACAUAUACACUGCUGAUCGAUAGAAAAUCCGGUACUGCGCCGGUGCUGCAGCCCAGGGGGCGGCGCCCCCUCCGCUGAGGGGGGCGGCCGCUCCCCGGCCGGUGCUGGCUGAGCACCGCGCCGCGCACGGACGCACACACUGCAGGCUCAACGAGUGUGAAAUCAAAACGACGCUGGCCGCCGCAGGCUGGCGACGAGCGAAUCGACGUACACGUGCGACCGAAUGAGUGCCGCCGGCGCCCCGGACACUAGUGGGCGCCGGCAGAGCGAGCGAGCGAGCCGAAUGACUGCCGAGCUGGAUGCCUGUGAGUGUCCUGCGUGCGCCUCGCGCUUGUGUGACAAAUUGACUGUUGAACGGUUGGCUGGCUAGUUAAAUAUUUAGGAGAGCGUGUGAUGAGCGGAACGGUUAAUUAUAUCGGAGUGAAUGAGGCCUGCUUGCAGUUGCGUGGACCAGCCGAGAGCGCGCGUGGAAGGUACACACCGCGUUCGGUGUUUUUAUGCUCAGAGUUGAACUCUCCUUUACAGAGUUGAAUGGUUUCUGUUGAGGCAGCCAUGUCCGUCCGUCAGAGCGUUAUCGGAGUUGAACGUUAUCGGCUCAUAUCGGAGCGCUUUCUGUUCGAGUUGUGCGCUGUCCGUUGCGAGCCGAGUGUUUUUUGGUUGCCGAGUUGUGUGCGUGACGCCUUGCGCCGCCCAUGUGAUGACUCCUUGUUAAGAACGCACAGUGCAUGAGACCAAACGCUCCCGACCAAUGUCUGUAGAUUUAAGUGGUUAACUUUAAGCUCUGUUUCUGCGCUGCCGAUGACUUGCUCACUCUCACGGGUUUCAGCGCGCGUCCGGCAGCGCGUUCGACUCCGGGCCCGUGCGGUCCGUCCCGCGCGCGCGGCGCAGCUUCUGACCCCGGCACAGGGCGCGCCCGUUUGUUGUUGACUUCCGUCCGAACCCAGGGUGCUCGGGGGCGCAGCGACCGCCGGCGCCCCGGGCGCCCUCGACGGCGCCCCGGGCGCCGGCCGGCCGGGCGCCCUCUGAGAGCUGUACAUAGCUGCGCUGCCGCGUGGCCGCGUUAUAUUUUUCCUCAAUAAAUCAGGACGAGACGA